Messenger RNA from Auanema sp. JU1783, 1647 nucleotides. Lineage: Eukaryota; Metazoa; Nematoda; Chromadorea; Rhabditida; Rhabditidae. The record is from the annotation of a GenBank genome assembly.
AUGUCUUUCCUCGAUCAGGUGAAAGCAUGGUCAACAACGGCACCAAGUUUACCAGAUUUGGAGUCCACUGAUUUGGAAUCAGGAAAACUUGUCGAGCGUGGCGAAGAUAACUUCGAGCAAUCAGGGCCAGCGGGUAGAUCUAAAUUGAGAAGGGGUUUAGCAUUAAAUGAUGCUAAAUAUAGAGGGACAAAGGUUUCUCGCAAAGAUAUCUUUGAUGAGUCUAGUAAACUAGGAGACCUUAACCCCACAGAAAGCAAUGAUGAGGAGAAUAGUGAUGAUGAAGAUGAGGGAGAAGAGGACGAAAGCGACAUCAGCGAUGACGAACAAAUAAAACUUGGACAUGGUGUGGAAGAAGACGACGACUUCUCCGGAGAAGAAGCGCUGGAGCAGUUACAGUUAGGACGAAACAAAACCAGAACUGAUGGCUCUGACGAAGAUAUAGAUGAUGAGGAAGAUGAUUUCGAUGAUGAAGAAGAAGAUAAUGAUGAUGAGGAAGAGGAGGAAGAAGAGGAAGACGAAGAUCAAGAAAAUGAAGACGGAGAACCUUCUGCGAAAAGAACCAAAAUAAAAGUAAACGAAGUUCUUAGUGAGAAAGAUAACGACAAAGAACUCAAAAAAGCCAACGAUGUUGCUGAUCAAAUUAAGCUUUGGGAUCAAGUGCUGUUUCUGAAAAUUAAGUUGCAAAGUGCCAUGCGGUCUUUCAAUAGGUUGCCUCGCGGUAAACAAGCAACCGAUCUUUUGGCUUUAGCUGAUGAAGACACGAAGCGUAAUUUCAAAUUAGCUCGUUCGAAUGUCAAGCAUCUCAUUCUGAACCUUUUGGACGCUGAGAAGUUGAUGGUUGAUGGAAGUGUUCAAUCGAAAGGUGCUUUAGAAGGGCUAAUGUUGAACAACUCUGAUGACGAAGAAAUUGAGAGUAGUGAAGAUGAAAAAGACGACGAUGAAGAUGAAAACGGAGCCAAAGGUGAUGAAGAAGAAGACGAAAACGAUAAUGAAGCUGAUCUUGACGAGGAAGAAGAUGAGGAAGAUAUGGAAGAAGAUGAAGAGAAAGAACGUUCGAACGCUGGAAAAGGUUCUAAGAAGGCUUUGAGCUUCAAAGAAGUGGAAUCUAUCUUGAAAGAACGUGAGAUGAACUAUUCCAAAUUCAGGGAGGAAACUAUUAAGAAGUGGGAAAGUCGAACAAAACUAGUUUCGCCUCACGGAAAGAUAUCCGCAUCUGAUUUCUCAAGUUUCCUCAAAGAAGGCAUUUCGGAACAGAUUAGGAACCUAAUGCGAGACACCGAGAAAGUAGAAAGAAAAUUCCAUGUCAAGCGUGCUGAAGGUGACAGAAUUGGAGGUGAUGAUGAAGCUGAUGUCGACGAGGAAAUCUUUGAUGAUGAUGACUUCAACGAUAUAUUGUUGAAAGAACUAAUUGAUAAGAAAGCGAAAACCGUCAGUGAUCCAGUUGCAAUGACCAGACAUUAUAUUGAAAUGAAGAAGCUUCAAAAUAAGAGACAGAAAAAGCGGCGUCAUGACAGAGGGGUAGUAAAGGAUCGUACCAUCAAGUAUGUGCCUAUACCAGCAUUAUUGAAUUUCCAUCCUGCUCGACCAGAAACAUCUACGUGGUCACAUGAAGCUCGAAACGAGUUAUACAUGUCGCUAUUCAAAUAG